AUGACCCGCAGAAGUUCAUAUUUUGCGAUUGAGAUUGAUGCUCCACAACUCAAGUAUAUGAAACUUAAAGAUUAUCGAUCUGAUAAGAUUGUGCUGAAGAACCUCGGUUCCUUGGCCAUGAUCGACAUUGCCACUGAGUAUAGUUCUCCUUUGGGUCCAAUGAAAAGAGUUAUUAUCACUGAUUUUCUCAUCAGUGUCUCUAGUGUAAAACAUAUGAUCAUCUCUCAGCUUACUCUAGAGAUCAUCUUUCGAUAUUCCAAACGGAUUCCAAAAUUUGAUAACUUAUAUCAUUUGCAAGCUGUGUUCUCUAGCUCCAUGAUACAUUUGUUGCCAAUCUUUCUUGAGAGCUGCCCGAAUCUGAAAGACCUCAUCUUGGACUAUUAUUUCGACGGAGCGAGAGAAACCGAACUCACCUCUGUAUCUCAGUGCUUGUUAUCGACUCUGGAGUGUGUUGAGAUCAAAGAACUGCUUAUAAAGGAAGAAACCUGGAAGAAGUUAGCAAGAUAUUUUCUUGAGAAUUCAGUACUUCUCAAGAAACUCAUUCUCCGUUUCAACGAUUUUUCUAUAGCAAACCAAGAUUCGGAUAUCUUUCAGGAGCUUUGUACAUUCACAAAGCCUUCUCAGGAAUGUCAGAUCAUCAUUCACCGACAAUGUCAUUGA
Messenger RNA from Thlaspi arvense, 660 nucleotides. The record is from the annotation of a GenBank genome assembly. Lineage: Eukaryota; Viridiplantae; Streptophyta; Magnoliopsida; Brassicales; Brassicaceae.